Messenger RNA from Nothoprocta perdicaria, 1143 nucleotides. Its product is annotated as protein FAM13A-like. Gene Ontology annotation, biological process: signal transduction. Bases 1 to 1143 code for a protein of 380 amino acids. The transcript is spliced from 9 exons. NCBI's taxonomy places the organism in Eukaryota, Metazoa, Chordata, Aves, Tinamiformes, Tinamidae. The record is from RefSeq and is a predicted model, not a curated record.
AUGGUCAGUUUUAGUAAUGAGGCUGAUCACCUCAGCUCUGCUUGGGUUAGGAGGCCAAGACAUGAGUGUGAAGAGCAGCAGCUCCUGGUCUGUCCUGCUGCAGCCAUCGUGAGAAGAAGGGUCACCUUUGGCAGGCAGCAAAGCAAAUCAGCUGUGAGACUGAAAGAAGACAUGAAAAAGAUAGCUGCACUUCCACUGAGCAAGCAGAAGGAUGUAACUUGUCCAAAGGUUUUUGGUGUGAGUCUUCUGGAACUCCAGCAGCAGGGUCUGAGCAAGAAUGGCAUUCCAAUAGUUGUGUGGAAUAUAGUCGAGUACCUGUCCCAGCAUGGUAUGAGCCAGGAAGGCCUAUUCAGGGUAAAUGGCAGCAUGAAAAUGGUGGAACAGUUGCGCCUGCAAUAUGAGCGUGGAGAAGAGGUGGAACUUGUUAAAGAUGGCGAUGUAUACUCAGCAGCCAGUCUACUGAAAUUAUUUUUGAGAGAGUUGCCAGAUGGGAUUAUCACCUCUGCUUUACAUCCCAGGUUCAUUCAGCUUUACCAGGAUACUAGGAAUGACAUGCAGAAGGAAAGUAAAUUGAAAGAACUCCUUAAAGAAUUGCCUGAUGCUAAUUAUUGCCUGCUGAAGUAUCUCUGCCGGUUCCUGACAAAAGUUGCUGAACAUCACAUAGAGAACAAGAUGAAUCUUUGCAACCUUGCCACUGUUUUUGGACCAAACUGCUUUCAUGUGCCUUCCGGUUUUGAAGGGAUAAAGGAACAAGAGAUCUGCAACAAGAUAAUGACUAAAAUGCUUGAAAACUACAGUACCUUGUUUGAAUUAGAGAGUUUUAAAAAGGAUGAAGAAAAGCCUGCAUGCGAAGAGCUAACAAGAAUUAUUUUGAUCAAAGAACCCACUUGGGAGAAGUCCCUGUCAGUCAGUAUGAAAACAUCUAUAGAAAAGGAAUCAUCAAAGUCAGCACCAAGAAAUAAGAUGACCAAGUCCCCAAGGAAAGGAUCUAUCCAGACAUGCCCAGUGCCACAACCAGAUCUGUCCGAUGGAAUGCCUCAGUUCAGCCUACGAUUAGGAGGCAGUAGCUCAUGUUUGGAGGAGAUGGAGAUAACAGAUGAAAUCUCCUUCAUUAACAGUGCUGCGUUUUUCUCCAGAACAUGA